Messenger RNA from Acanthamoeba castellanii str. Neff, 1644 nucleotides. Its product is annotated as DENN (AEX3) domain containing protein. The record is from RefSeq and is a predicted model, not a curated record. Bases 1 to 1644 code for a protein of 547 amino acids. Lineage: Eukaryota; Discosea; Longamoebia; Acanthamoebidae. The transcript is spliced from 10 exons.
AUGAACAAAACACGAGAAUUGGCCAUCUUCGAGUACGUCCUCAUCGUGCAGGUCAAUCCAUCGACGGGGCAGCCGUUCAUCGCCUAUCGGUACCCGCCGUCGACAGACCAGGGGGCAAAGGACUCCAUCUCCGGCCCCAUCAUGCGAUUCUGCUUCCCCGAGCUCGAACUCUCCGACCAGAGCAAGAAGAAGGACAAGAAGAAGAAACUGCUCGGGGGAAUGGGUGUACAGCAGAGCGAGACGUUCUCCACUUCGUUUACGCUCUUCCGGCGCAUAUUGGACAUCGUCGAGGAGCGGCGGAAGGCGUCGACCAAGCCCAAGCCCACCGCUGUGUUCUCCUUCCUGCAGUCGGUGCUGGCCAACAAGUUCCCGGACCCGGGCGAGACCAUCACCGUGCGCACCUUCGCGGCGGGCGGCGGCGCCAGCAGCUCCAACGGCGACGUCUACCAACUCACCCGAUCGCUGGGCUCGCGCUUCGAAUACCUCGACUAUGUGUCGUUCGUGACCUUGUUCAAGCUGAUGCCCGUGCCCAAGAUUCUGGAGCUCUUCGGCAACAUGCUGCUGGAGCGACGCGUCAUCGUGGCGGCCAAGACGCUGGGCAUUCUGUCGUCCUGCGUGAACGCGCUCAGCGCACUCCUCUACCCGUUCUCGUGGCAGCACGUCUUCAUCCCCGUGCUGCCCCAGUCGCUCCUGGACUACUGCGCGGCACCGAUGCCCUUCAUGCUCGGCAUUCUUGCCGACAGCAUUCCCGCCGUCAAGAAACAGCCCCUGGAGGAGGUGUAUUUAGUGGAUUUGGAUAAGGGGACCUUCAUCAUCAGCCCCGGGUUCCCGAGCGUUCUACCCGCACACGAGUUACGAACGCUCGAGAUGAGCCUCGACUCCAUUGUGGCUUCCGGAAAGAAGGGACGAGCGUUCGACCUGGACGUGGCGGCGGCGUUCCUGGACUUCUUCCAGAGCAUCCUGUCGGGCUACGCCCAGUUCAUGCGGAACAACAAGCUCAACGUGCAGGCCUUCCGCGAUGCCCAGCCGCCGGCCAUCAAGUCAUUCCUCGACCAGUUCGAGGCCUCUCAGAUGUGGUUCAGCUUCAUCAUGGAACGCUUACUGACGGGCGCUGGAAUGAAUCAUAGGGAGACGAUGUCCGAGAAGGGCACGCUGCGGAACUGCGUGCUACUGAAGGCCCAGACGCACACGCCGGUGGCGCACAACCAGAUGGAGCAGCAGCCGGCCGUGUUCGAGGUCUGCUGCAAGUGCGGCUGCGACGUUGAGGGCGACACGCAGGAUAAGGACGGUCGACCCAUCUGCAUGGCAUGCCUCGAGGCCAAGGACCGCAAGGGCCUCGGCAUGGGCGGCUGGUUCAAGAAUUUGCGCGCCGAGAGCGGGUACUUCGGAGCAGGUGAGGCCGCGGACGAGAGCAAGGCACUGAAGUCCAAGGUGGGCAACGUGAGCAAGCGAUUCGGCAAGAGCAAGGAGAAGCCAGCAGCAGCAGCAGCGACCCUCGCCCGCAACCACGCCGAGCAAUGGCGCGUCGGCGCCGCCCUCGCUCACACGCGGCUCGCCCGGGUCCGCGUCGGCGCCCUCGAUCCCUGUCUCGGCCGGCUCCACCACAACGACGUCAGCUUCGUCGAACACCACCUUCCGGAGUAA